GGACAAAAUGAGCGCGAAGUCGAACGGUCCUGUAUUACUUGUUGGAGCUGGUGGUAUCGGGUGCGAGCUGUUGAAGAAUUUAGUUUAUAAUGGAUUCAAUGACAUAACAAUUGUAGACCUUGAUACCAUCGAUGUAAGCAACUUAAACAGACAAUUCCUGUUCAGUAAGAAGCAUGUUGGGCGUUCAAAAGCAGAAACUGCCAGGGACAAUGUUUUGGAAUUUAAACCAACCGCUCAUAUUGUUGCUUAUCACAAAAGUAUAUUCAGCUCGUCAUUCGACUCUGAAUUCUUCGGAAAGUUUGCUGUUGUUUUUAACGCUUUAGAUAAUCUUGCUGCAAGAAAACAUGUGAAUCGUAUGUGUAUAUCGGCAAAGAUUCCCUUAAUUGAGUCCGGCACAGCUGGUUACUUGGGACAAGUCGAGCCGUUAAUUCCCGUAGUUGAAACGAGUGAAUCGGAGGCCACCAACACAGAAGCGAAUCAAGCGACAACCUAUCGUACAGGAUGUUAUGAAUGUCAACCUCGUGGGUUAGGUCAGCGUCACUAUCCAGCCUGCACCAUACGUAACACUCCAUCUGAGCCAAUUCAUUGUGUUGUUUGGGCAAAGUAUUUAUUCAAUCAGUUAUUUGGUCAACCUGAUGUGGAUGAUGAAGAUAUCUCUCCGGAUUUCACCGAUCCAAGUCUCCAUAACCAUGAUCGUAGUCAGAUUAAUGAUGAGUUGUUGCCGGCUAAAAACGAUCUUAUUAAUAAAUCUGAUGAUGUGUUAAAUACAGAUGGUACAGCGAUUGGAAAUUCAGUUAAACCUAAUCAAAUUAGUUUAAGAGAAUGGUUUCACAUUCUGUGGUCUAGUAAUGAAAAUGACCAGUCUAAUUUAGAAAAUGGUAAAAUUUCAUCUGGUGCCAUUUCACUAUCUUGGAGAUUAUUUCAUCAUGAUAUUGUCACAUUGGUUAGUAUGCGUGAUUUAUGGGUCGACCGUCAAGAUCGUCGAGAACCGAGUCCUUUGGAAAAGACUACAAUGAAAGAUGCAUUAGGAAAAUAUUCAGAUGAAUUAUUGGAUUCAACAUGUGUCAGUGAAUUACGUGAUCAACGGAAACUAUCUACAUCGGGUUGGCUUCGUAUAUUCAUAAAAUCAGUUGAAAAACUACAGAAACAAGUAGAAGAUGGUGGAGGGGAUAAAUACUUAGUAUGGGAUAAGGAUGACCCGGAAGCUAUGGAUUUUGUCGCCUCAGCAUCAAUCAUUCGAUCACAGUUAUUUCAUUUACCCGGUGCUGAUCAGUUAACUAGGUUUAUCAUUAAAUCUUUAGCUGGGAAUAUCAUACCAGCUGUAGCAUCAACAAAUGCCAUCGUCGCUGGUCUUAUGGUACUACAAGCCAGACAUAUUUUAUCUAAAAAGUUUGAGCGUAUUCGUUCUGUUUACAUACAUCGUCGACCAACUGGUCGACGUGGGAAUCAUCGUCUUGUAGUCCCUGUUGAACCAGCACUACCGAAUCCAUCUUGUUUAGUGUGUAGUGAUUCUGUUAGAAAUUCUCAACUGCAUUUACUCUGUGCACCUGAAUUAUUAACAUUGCGUAUUCUGCGUGAUCGUAUCUUGGUACGACAUUUAGGCAUGCUUGCUCCAGAUGUCGAGGUACCUGAUCGUGGCAUUAUACUAAUAUCAAGUGAUGAAGAUGAAACAGAUGAAGAGACGUUAAAUAAAACAUUAGCUGACUUUAAAUUAACACAUGGAACUUGUUUACAAUGUGAUGAUUUUCGUCAAGAUUUUACCAUUCAACUUAUUUUAUCAUGUAUUAGUGUAGAAUUGGCUAAUGCAUUACCUACUAAUUCUGAUUUAUCAACAUCAACGUCAACAUUAAAUCUUAAUAUCGAUAGUCGUUUAACAGAACAAUUUAAUAAUGAAGAACAACAAUCUGAAACAUGGAGAAUUGUAGGUGAUAUAAAUUCCAUUUUGUCAAAUUCAAGAGAUAAUACAAUAUCAGAAAAGAAUACUGAAAAAGAGAACAAUGAAAAUACAGAUAAAUUUGUUCACAACAAUAAUGAUGAUACAGAGGAUGAUUUAAUUGAAAUUACUGAAGAGUCUAUGACUUCUUUAAAUCAAGAUUUGGAUAAUAGUGUUAAUAAUAAUACCAGUAUUAAUAGUAAUAGUAAUAAACGUAAAUUUCUCGAUACAAUCACUUGUGAUGAUCAAGACAAUAUGAAUAGAAUCAAAGAGAAGAAAUUACGAUUUGAUAAAGAAUUAACAACACUAUCAUCACCUAUUAUUGUACCAGUUGCUGACGACGAUGAUGAUGAUGAUGAUUUAAUCAUUAUUGAAUGAAUAAAUGAUUGAGAUAUAUCUAUAUUAUAAUAGUUAUAUGGUUAUAUGCUUAUAUAUAUCAUGGAUCUUUGUAUGUAUUUGUGUGAGUAUAUGUAUUGUUCCUUCAUAUUCUGUUCUGUAAAAGGUAACCAUUUUGUAAAAAGGUUACAUGGUUUGUGUUUUGUUUGUUUCGCUCUCUCCCUGUCUCUCUCACGAUGUUUCAUUUACAUUUCAUCUUUUCUACUGAAAAAAAAACCGUACUAGAUUGAUCAUCCCUUUCUCCCCUGUAUGUUUUUGUGUGUAUAUGUCUAAGUUGUUCAUUAAAUAGCCUAUUAACUAACCGGUCAUCAAUUUUAUUUUGUUAUAAACUAUUAUUUAAUAUUAUUCUAAAUAUGUUUCUACUUUUGUACCAUUCAAUAUACAUGGAUAAUACAAAUAGUCUACUAUGAAA
Messenger RNA from Schistosoma bovis, 2741 nucleotides. The record is from the annotation of a GenBank genome assembly. Lineage: Eukaryota; Metazoa; Platyhelminthes; Trematoda; Strigeidida; Schistosomatidae.